AUCCAUCCCUUCAUUCAUAGAAAGAGAAAAUUAGUGAGAGAAAGUGCUGGGGACCCCGCUCUCUCUCUCUCUCUCUCUAUAUAUAUAUAUAUCUUUCUUUUGUACUCACACAUCUAUCAUUCGCUCCUUCUUCUGAUUGAUCAAUCCAUCGCCAUGAGAAUCUUUCUCUGGCAAUUGGUUUGAUCGUCAGACUCAGAGAUAUCAUCAUCACCCAAUCCCUCUCUCUUCAACAAUCAAGCUCUUAUACAUACUGCUCAGAAAUCUCAUAGGAUGUCGACUCCGGCAAGGAAGAGGCUGAUGAGGGAUUUUAAGAGGUUGCAACAAGACCCUCCUGCAGGCAUCAGUGGUGCUCCACAAGAUAACAAUAUAAUGCUUUGGAAUGCUGUUAUAUUUGGUCCUGAUGACACCCCAUGGGAUGGAGGUACCUUUAAAUUGACACUUCAAUUUUCAGAGGAUUAUCCAAAUAAGCCACCAACAGUGCGCUUUGUUUCUCGAAUGUUCCAUCCAAAUAUCUAUGCGGAUGGAAGUAUUUGUUUGGAUAUUCUACAAAAUCAGUGGAGUCCUAUCUAUGAUGUGGCUGCCAUACUUACCUCCAUCCAGUCAUUGCUCUGUGACCCGAACCCAAACUCUCCGGCCAAUUCUGAAGCUGCACGGAUGUUUAGCGAGAACAAGCGGGAGUACAACAGGAGAGUACGGGAGAUUGUUGAGCAGAGUUGGACGGCUGACUGAUUACCCUGGUAGGGUGCGAUUAAACAUCCAAAAAAUAGUUUAAUGGCAUGUUUGAAUAACAUUGAAACUUUAGAAACGAUUGUGUUGCAAACUCCAUGAAUUGUAUUGUGUGCUUAUGUUCUAUGGAUGAAUUUUAGUCCCUAUUUUAGUUCCUGUUGAGCUUGCUGUCUUGCUUUUUGUCGUCCGAGUUAAUGUACAUACAAAAAUUUCUUGUUAAAAACCUGUUGUUGGCCUACUGAGGCUAAUACAAGUACCAUAGACGACCUAGAAUGGUGUUCUAAGAUGUACGAUUGUUGUCCUUAAACUUGUUCCGGUUCUGCUAUGAGAGUAUUUUCUUCUC
Camellia sinensis is the source of this 1069-nucleotide messenger RNA. RefSeq names its product ubiquitin-conjugating enzyme E2 2. The record is from RefSeq and is a predicted model, not a curated record. NCBI's taxonomy places the organism in Eukaryota, Viridiplantae, Streptophyta, Magnoliopsida, Ericales, Theaceae.